Messenger RNA from Chlamydomonas reinhardtii, 2806 nucleotides. RefSeq lists its product as uncharacterized. The transcript has 7 exons. Lineage: Eukaryota; Viridiplantae; Chlorophyta; Chlorophyceae; Chlamydomonadales; Chlamydomonadaceae. The record is from RefSeq and is a predicted model, not a curated record. Bases 760 to 2082 code for a protein of 440 amino acids.
AUGUAUAUACUUGGUCCUGAUUGCAGUGCAAUAAAGCUUCGCGACUUCUUCACGUCGAUUGCUCUUGCUUGUGGGCGAUCGCCAAAGGUUCGCAGUCGCAACUCAAAUGUAAACACUGAUGGCACGCUUUCUAUUACAAGCGAAUUCAUUUUCCAGUACAUAGGCGUGUAGUGUAUCAGGUAGUGUAUCGCAAGGGCAACUAUCCCGCGUGGAGAGGAAGCACGGUUUGAGGCUGCGCUUAUAAGCUGUUCCUCGCUCUCGCGCCCUGGAAAGAAGCUUACGUAUAGAACGAGCGAUGGCGCCGCCCAACGAUUCCGCCUGUUGAAUCGCGCGCACAGGAUUGUGCGCUUUGUUCCAAGGCAUACGUAGGUAGUUGGGGGGCGCUUCUCAAUUCUUUAUAAAGGUUUACCCAAGAGAUGCAAAGUGCUGCGGAAAGUGUGAUAGAUGCCGAUGAAUUUGAGCAGCCACCGAGCGUCGCCUAGCAACUCUAGUCGCUCUUUAAUUUGACUCAAAUAAGCAAACCUUUACUUUCAGUUGAUGUUAUAAUCUUUGCCGCAGCCAUAUGCUACAAGCCUGAGGUGCAACGCGCCGAACAAUAAGCUAGCAUACGAACGGCCGGACGCAGAAAGAUUUAAGGAUUUCAAGGAUCGCAGAAGCAGGCACCGCCGGAACAGGCGGCAGGUGCCACAUCGAGCAAGUAAGUAAGGAGCUCUCCACAACCAGGCGCCAAGAGCCAAGUGCAAGCAGGGCCCCUGUGCAAUGGCUUGCGGGUAUUGCAGGCGUACUGGGCACAGUAUUCUCACCUGCCAAACCAAACGCUUAGAUGCUGAGGCAGCAGAGCGGGAGCGGCGGGCCAGCAGGGCUGCGAAGGCCGCGGAGGCGACUAGGGCUGCGGAAGCGGCCAGGGCUGCUGCGGAGGCGGCCAGGGCUGCGGAGGUCGCCAGGGCUGCGGAGGCGGCCAGAGCUGCUGAGGCGGCCGCCAGCAGCUUUCGCUACGCCAACAUCAACCCACUGUUCACUGAGGAUGACGGCACGGCAUACAGCGGCACUGAUACUGAAGAUCGCAACAUCGUGGCUUCCCUAACGGCACGGACUGUGGACCGCCUGAAAGGGAUUGCGGCUAGCCAAAGCACGGCGCAGCUCGCCAAGCUGCUUGCGACAAUCAACUCGGUACUGGACCUGGUGUCCUUUGACAACUCACCCGCUGCCAGUGCAACUACUGGCAGCCGCAUUGAAUUGACACCACUACUGUCGUACAAGGCUCGCCAGCAGAUGGACUCAAUUGCCACACCUGCUGCCAUCACGGACCGGCCGGCGGUCCACUACUCAUCAAGACUUGGCAGCAGUGCGCAGCCCAGGCGCGAGCUCUUCCCCGAGAUUGAGGUUGCAGAGAGCAGUGUGGAUGAGGGCGAGGAUGAGGAUGAGGGCGAGGAGCAGGAGCAGGAGCAGCAGGAGGCAGACAUGCAGCGGCUGGCGCUCAUCCGCAGCUGUACGGUGCCUACAGCAGAUAACCGGUCUGUCAUCAUCAAGCUGCUGAAACCGGUGGCAGAUUCAUCCGGCAACAUGCUCACGGACGAAACGUUGUGUCAGGGCCUCGUCAUCUACGACACUGUGAUGUCAACGGAGGAGUGUGGCAUCGUCGCGAGCAAGCUGCCAGCAGUGACGAAAACGAAGCGCGAGGCCGUCUCUGAUGGCCGGGCAAAACAGGUUGUGCUGGACUGCACCAAACGCAUUCGCGACCUGGUUAAGUAUGCGUAUAACAACAAGUACAACUUCAAGAAGGCAUUGAGUCGUCAUCAACCCCUCUCAGCACCAGGGAAACUGCACCAAGAUGGGCCACAGGAUGAGCACACGUACGACCUGCGGGUCUGUGUGAGGGUGCCACGCGACGGCAGACCAAGCCAUGUCCACCUGGAGGCACUUGAUAACAGUGCACGCCACUCCUUCAUCAUUCAGGCUGGCCAGGCCUACUCACUGACCAACAAUCUAGGCCUCAAGAGCUUCAACAGCCCAUGGAAGCACGGCAACCUCCAGUACCACGGCAUGACAUUGAUAGUCGACUUCAUGCUGCGGGCAGGCUGAAUCAAUGACAUGUGCCUGUGACAACCCAAUGGCGGUUGUUGGGUCACUUGUAGUGUGCAGCCCCCGUGCGUAGCUAGCGCACCCAAAACAUGGGAAUACCCAGGGUGGCUAGCAGGCCCAAGGAUCUGCAAGGAUCGAACAGGGAUGCCUGGAGUGUGGGUGCGUGUGAGGACGGACCGCGCACUGACAGGGGACCUAUUGAGACUGUCUCCCCAUGUGUGUUACUUAGCUCCGAUACCUUUGUGUGCCCCGAUACCUUUGUGUGUUGCUGCUAUGCGCUGUCGUUGUAUAUGUGUGUCCUAACUAAAUCGAGAUGCAGAACUAUGCGUAAUUGAUUGCGUUUAAUGGUUUGCUGUCAGGCGCCGGCGGAACUAUGCUGCACACGUGGCAGGGAAGAGAGAGCGGUGGCACGGAACAAGGGCAGCUGAUGAGGGGGAAGCGGCAAGCCGGGGUACUGCAUAACGGCUUGAGAACUUGGAGGAUUUAUGCAGCACUGCAGAAUACGGGGGAUGAAUGAUGGGGGGCCAGGUAGAGGUUACACAGAAAGAGAUGGCGGGGCAGGGGGGUACACGCCGUUGUCUAUGGCGUGUAAAUAGUUGGCCAGGGUGCACAAUGGGCCAGAGAGGUGACACGGGCGGGGGCGCUGCUGGCAAGGCGCGCGCGCGUGUGGGGUGAGUGGUGAGCCAAUGAGCCAAGCAUACAUGGAGAGGCCGCAGUAGACCAA